Messenger RNA from Colletotrichum truncatum, 351 nucleotides. RefSeq lists its product as uncharacterized. The record is from RefSeq and is a predicted model, not a curated record. Lineage: Eukaryota; Fungi; Ascomycota; Sordariomycetes; Glomerellales; Glomerellaceae.
AUGCAGAUCUCCACCCUUGCCACACUAGCGCUUAUGGCUGGCGUUGCCGUCGCCAAACUGCACAACGCCGCUGUGUGUGUUAACAACAGAAGGAUUGGUUCUACUGGCAACGGUACCCCCUGGGGCCUCGGCUAUGGGUCCUACAAGGACUACGAGAUUGCUACCGAGGCCACCAAGUGCGCCUGCAACAUGUACAAGAACCGCAACACCGGCAACAACCAGUGGGACAAGUGCCCUGACUGCAAGUUCGACGGCCUUCAGUGCGUCUCGGGAGCCUGGCACAUUGGCGGUGACGAGAUGACCUACUACUGCGAGAAGAAGUGUGGCGCCCAGGGUGCGGAGGCCAACUAA